Messenger RNA from Periophthalmus magnuspinnatus, 4816 nucleotides. RefSeq names its product proto-oncogene tyrosine-protein kinase Src-like. Gene Ontology annotation, cellular component: extrinsic component of cytoplasmic side of plasma membrane. The coding region runs from base 254 to 1906 and encodes 550 amino acids. Gene Ontology annotation, biological process: progesterone receptor signaling pathway; cell differentiation; cell adhesion. NCBI's taxonomy places the organism in Eukaryota, Metazoa, Chordata, Actinopteri, Gobiiformes, Gobiidae. Gene Ontology annotation, molecular function: growth factor receptor binding; ATP binding; non-membrane spanning protein tyrosine kinase activity. The record is from RefSeq and is a predicted model, not a curated record. The transcript is spliced from 13 exons.
CUGCCUCGCUCUCUCCCAGGAAUGACCGCCUCCUCCUCGCGGUACCUUUUUGCCGAAAUCCCCUAAAUGGGCUUCGUGGCUGGGCCGAGGUUUCCACAGCAACUGGCCAUCCACUUCUCUCACUUCUCUAAUGAGGACAGCCGUGGGGAUUUAACAACGCGGUUCCUCGCUUCUGCCGCUGCUGCCGCUGCUGCCGCCGCCUGUCGUCUCUGAUUUUUGGGCUCGAUCUCAAGACCCGUCCAAAGGUCUGCUCAUGGGGGCGGGCAAGAGCAAGCCGAAGGAGCCCGGGCAGAGGUCCAUGAGCCUGGACGGGACCAUCGGCACCGGCUCGGACAGCGGGCACUUCCACCACCUGGGGCCAGUCAAGCAGACGCAGACCCCCAACCGGAGCCCCGCAGUGGGCACGGGGCGGAGGGGGCACCAAGGGCAGAACCAGCACGUGCCCACCAACACCCCAGAGCUCGCCCUGUUUGGAGGAGUGGACCACACGGGCACGAUCACAUCACCACAUCGCGGGCCGCUGUCAGGGGGCGUGACUACAUUUGUGGCCCUGUACGACUACGAAUCGCGCACAGCCUCCGAUCUGACGUUCAGGAAAGGCGACCGGCUGCAAAUCGUCAACAACACGAAAAAGUACAGCUUCAGAGAAGGAGACUGGUGGCUGGCCCGCUCCCUCACUUCCGGACAGAGCGGAUACAUCCCCAGCAACUACGUGGCCCCAUCGGACUCCAUACAAGCUGAAGAGUGGUACUUUGGGAAGAUCACUCGGCGGGACUCCGAACGGCUGCUCCUCAACCUACAGAACAGAAGGGGGACUUUUCUGGUCAGGGAGAGCGAGACCACUAAAGGGGCGUACUGUCUCUCCGUGCUGGACUACGACAACACCAAAGGCCUGAACGUCAAACACUAUAAGAUCAGGAAGUUGGACAGUGGGGGGUUCUACAUCACCUCCCGUACACAGUUUACCAGCCUGCAGCAGCUCGUCUUCCACUACCGCAAGCACUCCGAUGGGCUGUGCCACGCCCUCACCGAUGUGUGCCCUGUGUCCAAACCUCAGACCCAGGGCCUGGCCCGGGACGCCUGGGAGAUCCCCCGAGAGUCCCUCCGGCUGGACCUCAAGCUGGGGCAGGGCUGCUUUGGAGAGGUCUGGAUGGGUACUUGGAACGGCACAACGCGGGUAGCCAUCAAGACCCUGAAGCCUGGGACCAUGUCUCCUGAGGCCUUCCUGCAGGAGGCACAGGUCAUGAAGAAGCUCCGCCAUGAGAAGCUCGUGCAGCUGUACGCCGUGGUGUCUGAGGAGCCCAUUUACAUCGUCACAGAGUUCAUGAGUCAAGGCAGCUUAUUAGACUUCCUCAAAGGUGACGCUGGGAAGAUGCUCCGUCUGCCUCAGUUAGUUGAUAUGGCAGCACAGAUUGCAGCCGGAAUGGCCUAUGUGGAGCGGAUGAACUACGUGCACCGGGACCUGCGCGCCGCCAACAUCCUGGUGGGGGACAGCCUGGUGUGUAAGGUGGCCGACUUCGGACUAGCUCGACUCAUAGAGGACAACGAGUACACGGCGAGGCAGGGAGCCAAGUUCCCGAUCAAAUGGACGGCUCCUGAGGCAGCUCUUUAUGGCCGUUUCACCAUAAAGUCAGAUGUAUGGUCAUUCGGAGUGCUUCUGACUGAACUGGCAACUAAAGGCAGAGUUCCAUAUCCAGGAAUGGUGAACCGCGAGGUUCUGGACCAGGUGGAGCGGGGGUAUCGGAUGCCCUGCCCAUCAGAGUGCCCCAGCUCCCUCCACGAGCUCAUGCUGUCCUGCUGGAGGAAGGACCCGGAGGAGAGACCCACCUUCGAGUACCUACAGGGCUUCCUAGAGGAUUACUUCACCUCCACCGAGCCUCAGUACCAGCCAGGGGAGAACCUAUAGACCACUGGACCCACCCCACCCUACUCCACCCUACUCCACCCUACCCCCACCCCUGUCCAUCUCCAUCUCCCUCCAAACCCCCAUAUCGGAACGAUGUGCACUAACUAACCUCAGAGGAACCUUGGAGAACUGAAUUAGUCACGGGAUUCCUCUUUGUGCCAUAACAAUACAUCAAACUAUUUAGCAUUUCUUGAAGCAACUCCAUCUUGUCCAGAUAUUUUGGGGAUGCUACAAAUGUUGUGGCUUUAAAAAGGGAAACUUGUGAGGGGAAAAAGAUUACGUUUGCUGUUAUAUUUUUCCGAAGCAAACCAAAUCAGGAUCAAGAAGAGACAAGUCAAAUUCAUGGUUGAUUUCCAUACAAAAACGCAAACAAAACACUGCCACAAUGGUACAAGCCUAUCUGAAUUCUGAUUUUAAGAAUUUCUCAAUCAUUUCUUCUCAAGUGCUGCUUUUUAACUAACAUCAUGAUGGCAUUUCUUAUUUUUGUGGUAUUAACAGGCAUGACAACCAACAACCGUUCAUCUAAUGCUGGGUACUUUUGAGGUUUCUUCUAUCUGCUAUUCCCGGCUUGUAACUCCAUAACGAAAUAAUGCUGGAUCAGAAAUUAAACAUUUUGAGCAGGUAUUCUUUGUACUGCUUUUUUAUUUUAAUUUUUUAACACUGAAAAUAGCACUGCAGUGGUAAAAGGGUGAGUAGUUAGUAAGUUAUUAAUUUUUAUGUAAGCUCUACUAAGAGGCUAUCAAAGACCUAAAAGCAUAUUUUGUUUUUGUGCCAAACGCAUAUCCUUUUUUACAGUUGUUCAUGUAUAUAAUGUUUUCAUAUUUUCUGGUCUGUUUCAGGCAGCGGUCCAAUGUCUCAAAAUGUAUUAUUUUAUUUAUUGCAGGAUAUUUAACUGGUGCCAUUUGAUAAUAACUCUACCCAUAUGAACAGUUGAGAAAAUUGUAUUUGUAUUUUUUUAUAUUUGCAAAUUUGUAAGAAUUUGAAGAUUCUUAAGACGUAUUGCAGUAUUAAUGUUAGCAUUGUUCACAAGGCCUAAGAAUAUUUAAAUCUCGUUAACUAAAUUAUGUGGAACUUGUUGAAUCAAAUCAAAUUAUAAAGCUAUAUAAUAUGAAGCUAUACAAAAAAUGCAACUAUCAACCACACAUUGAAGAAUAGGCCCAUGCAUUUUAAUAAAUUGUUAUCUAGUCUAAUAGUCCACGGUUAGAAACUGCUUCUAGACUAGAUCUAUAAACUAUUCAUAUGAGUAGACAUCAACAUGGUACCAAUAGACCCACUGGUUAAUAUUUAUACUCUAAUAUUAUGCAACCAGGCUGUCCCAGUGAAACUGUAAAACGUCCGAAUCAGGUAACCCUAAUAUACUGUGUCUAGGAGAGAUGUUGUUAGCCAGUUAGCAUGCUAAUUGUGCCGUUAGCCAUUGGCCAACUUAUUGUAUUACGCUGUGCUUUUUUACAUCCAUGUGUUUCCAUAGGGUGAAGAGAGAAGACGGCAAAAGACAUAUCGUAACGUUCACUAUAUAGUUUAGUUUUUGCACUCCAAUCACUUAGCACUGUACAUAAUGGUCAUUUAUCAACUUGGGUUGCACCACUUUUUCAAAAAAUAAUUUUUUUUAUUUAUUUUUUUUGUUAGCUGGAUUCAACAAAUUCAUAGGUUUAGUUGGACACAAAAAAUAGAUUUAGGACAAAAUUUAGGACAAAAAUGAGCCAUGCAGCAAUACAUAAUAGAAUUUAGCCACACAAUCUGAAAAAUGCUAACUAAUUAAUUACUAAUAUGGAUGCAAAGAGGUUUUCUGAUGGGGCUUUGAAAAGAUAAUGGACAAAGAUGUAAAUAGUAUUAUGGAGAAAUGACUGUGACGAUCAUGUUUUUGUAAAUUUAUUUUGUUUUAUUUUCUCAAAUGCCACCACAACUACGUGUUCACUGGAUAACCUACUGCUUUUCAAUACAGGGCUCACUAUAAUAUAGGCCUCACUAUAAUAUAGGCCUAAAAAAAGUUUACUGUGACUAGAUAAAGUGCAAAGUUACUGGCUCGUUUUACUGCUAAUAGCCACAAUUUAGCUAGUUAAGUUUUUGUUUGUUACUUUUCCUGUUAUGAAAGACAUUUCAAGGAUUUUUGACAACUGAAAAACUAUAUAGGCACACUGUGUUGGCAAGUAGGGUUAGGGCUCUAUUUAUAGGAAUAAAGCAAAAAAUGAGUACAUGUGUUGCAUAUAAAUGCAUGUUUGACCUCGUGUCUCAUAGCUAAAUCAACAAUAAUUGGACAAUGGUACCAUGUUUGAAUUUUUCUUAAUCUAACUGAUAUGCAUAUAAACCAAUUAAACUCAUUUUGGACUAAAAGGUUUACUUUUUAAUGACCUACAAACUGUAUAUUUACAUACUUUUAAGAGACCCUAUAUUGUAAAGCAGUCGUUUUUUAUGCUAAGAAUAAAUUAGGGCUAACGCAAUGUUACUUUUUAAACCUCAACUUUAAAAUUUUAACCCUUGCAAAAAGUCUUUUUUCAGAAAAUGUUACUCACUUUUGUUCCUUGUUUAGUUGGGAAUACCCUUUUCGUCCACACUGUAAGUCACUGGGAUAUUGUGGAAGUGGCUAUACUCAUAACUAUGAGUAAUGCUGAUUUGGUUUUCAGUGCCAUAAAAAAAACAAACUUAUUUUGACAUUUUUUUCAACAUUUUUCAGAAGUGUUUUUGGAAAUCUAUGCAGUUUCGCUCUGGCAUUCCUGCAACGUUAUGGCCAUUUUGUUCAAAAAGUCAAAACACAAUUGUUCUAAAGAAGAUGGUGUGUGUUGAAGCAUUUUGUAAGAACUUCUUAUUUUCGUCUUGGGUUUUGGUGUAACAGGACUGAAAAUGGGUAUUGUGCCACUUUAUGUUGAUCUUUAAAUGUGCAAUAAAUUAUAUUUGAACAGUGUUUUUUGAUAA